This is a messenger RNA of Sesamum indicum (sesame), 1167 nucleotides long. RefSeq names its product EID1-like 3 (gene EDL3). Lineage: Eukaryota; Viridiplantae; Streptophyta; Magnoliopsida; Lamiales; Pedaliaceae. Gene Ontology annotation, molecular function: protein binding. The record is from RefSeq and is a predicted model, not a curated record.
CGAGUCGACACCGUUUCAACGCCACUGGAUAAUGUGUCUCAAAAUGGGUGAGAGUGAGAGUUCGAGCCAGAUGCCCCGGCUCAAUGAGUCAGCCGACUCUGGGAUACUCAACGAGCGAGUUCUCAUCUUGGUUUUUGAGUCUUUGAAAUGGGAUAUCCAUACUCUCUGCAGAACGGCGGCGGUCAACCGCCGGCUCCGCGCCCUGGCUAAACGCCUCCUUUGGCGGGAGCUCUGCUUGUACCGCGCGCCGCGGAUGAUGUCAACUUUGACAGAGGGCUCGCAGAGCAACCGGAUGAUCGGAGGCUGGAACACGCUGGCCAAGCUAUUAUUCUUCUGCGGCGCGACUCGGCAUUUCAGGCUGAGUCAGCCUUCCCCGGGUCAUUUCGUUAAAUCGUCCCGGUUUUCCAAGACUUCGGGUCGGAGCUUCCUGGCGAAGAACUGCAGAGGGGAUGUCCUGUACGUGAGCGACCCGUGCGAGCACCCGACGGGGGACAAGCAAGACGACGUCGGAAUAUACAGAGGGGUGUUUCGGGCAUUUAUGAAGUCGAGGACACGGGACUUUCUGAUAAGGAGACAGGUGGAGUUCGAGGCAGGGGUGAAGUGUCCGUACUGCGGCGCCCGCGUGUGGAGCAUGACGGCGGCGAGGCUGAUUCCCAGGAAGAGCGCGGCUAGGCGGCUGGGGUCCAGCGACGGCGCUCUAGAGUAUUUCGUGUGUUUGAACGGGCACCUGCACGGCACGUGCUGGUUGGUACCACUGUCAUCCGACGAGGACGCAGAAGACGUCGACGACGAGGAUGAUGAUAGUAUUGGUAGCGAUGAGGACGACUACGAUGACGAGGCUGAUGGCGGGUCCGGUAAUCACGAUGAUAUCCAGGUUAGAAACGGAAGGAUAUGUUUUUAGAAUCAGAGAGCUUGUGUAGGAUAGUUUAAUUUGCUGAAAUCAAUGAACUCAUCAAGAUUGUCCAGAUUAACUUAACGGAGCCGUUAAUUGACAGUUCCAAAAUCAUUGAUUAUGGAAGAGAUUGAGGGUGAAAUUAGGAGAAAGUAUUUUUGUUGGGACUUAAUGUAUAAUUAUAAUUGUAUGGGAAUUAAGUGGGCAGUCGAAUGAUUGAUGAGAGAGCCUCUCUGUUUUUCUUGGACAAGAACUACACAAACUUUCUUUCUUUA